Sinocyclocheilus anshuiensis is the source of this 7706-nucleotide messenger RNA. Its product is annotated as trichohyalin. The transcript has 23 exons. NCBI's taxonomy places the organism in Eukaryota, Metazoa, Chordata, Actinopteri, Cypriniformes, Cyprinidae. The coding region runs from base 169 to 7257 and encodes 2362 amino acids. The record is from RefSeq and is a predicted model, not a curated record.
CUGCUGAUUCAAAACACUCGACUUUACAGUUUCAAAACCGGAUGCUGCAGGAAGGUAGAAAAACAAUAUCAAAAACGCGCAUAUCCGAGGUUUUGCGUGUUUUUUUAGACCGCAACACGGGAAUGGACACAGUCAAGUAAUCCGUGUUUUCAAAACUGAUGGCUGGCUAUGGAAUCAGAACUGUUGAUUGGCUGGCAGGAGGAGAGGGCGGAGCUGAGGGCGGAGUUAUCACGUCUGCAGGAUGAGUUGGCAGUGAGCAGAGCGGAGAGGGAGGAGCUUGAGUCUCGAGCUCAAGCUUUGACUGACAGGCUGUCUCAGACGCUGGACCCUUCUCUGUCAUUAUCAGUGCGUCUGGACGAUGAGCAGCGAGAAUGGCGGAGGAAGCUCAGAGAGGGCAGAGAGAGAGAAGCCAGACAGGCUCUGCUCAUUCAUAAACUUCAGAACAAGGUGUUGGAAUACAGGGCUCGCUGUCAGACUCUGGAGCAGCAGACGAUUAGUGAGGAGCGAGAGCUGAGGAUCAGAGAGAGGAUGCUGCGGGAUGAACGCAGUGACACACUGGAGAGCACCCUCAUCAGGCUGGAGGAGGAACAGCAGAGAUGUUUAGGGCUCUCAGAGGUCAGCACUAUUCUGCGGAGUCAGCUCAGCCAAUCAACAGAGGCUAAUGAAGCCCUGCGGGACGACCUACGAAAGCUAACAGCCGAUUGGUCCAAAGCGGUGGAGGAGGUGGUGCAGAAGGAAAUUGAUUGGCAAAAAGAGAAAGAGGCUUUAACAGGCUACAUAGGGAAGGAGCAGACCAGGUUGAUGACUUUGUGGGGACGUGUAGUCACUCUCAAACGCCAGUGUCACUCUCUGAAGACGGCUACUGACAAAGACCUGUGGGAGCUGAGAGCUGAGUUCUCUCGUCUCUCCUCAUCUCUCCUCUCUUCUCCUCGAUCAGUUCCCAUGAUGCCCCAUGACUCCUCUGUAGGCCACUCCACUACAGCGCAACUGCUCUCCUCCUCCCAGGGGCCGCUGUCUCUUGAUGAUCUCAGUCAUGAACAAACUGGCGAGAGGAAGUCGACUGAAUUAAAAGCUGACAUUGAGUCAGAGACCCUGGAACUCAGGAACAGAAUCACAGAGCUGAAUAUGACAAUACAGGCUCUUGAAUCUGAACGGGAGAAGCAGGAGGCAGAGAUGGAGAGGAGACACAGGCAGGAGAUGGAGAGAGAAAAAGAUCGAGAAAGGAAGUGGGAGAGACAGAUAGAAAUGGAGAGAAACUUCGAGUCUGUCAGACAUGCUGUCACGACACUGUCAAGGGUUCUCGGCUCUCAGCAGAUGAGCGGACAGUCAAGCUCUCUGUCUUCAGACGAUGUGUCCAGUGAAGGAUUGUCCUCUGUCCUCUCUGUCAUCGCUCAAGCGGAGACUGCCCUGCAGUUGAGACAACAGGAAGUACAGGAUGCUCAGAUGAGCCUGCGUAGACUUGGAACAGAGAAAGAAUCACUGGAGCGGAGAAUCAUGCAGUUGGAGAGUGAGAGAGCAGAGUUUCAGGAACAGACAGAUCAGGGAGCACUGCAGAUAAAACACACACAAGAACUACUGAACAGUGAGAGGGAAAUGGUGACUAGUUUGCGCAGUCAGAUAGAAGGGGCUGAGAGACUCGCUGAGGAGCUGAGACAGGAGAAUGAACACUUGAGACGACAGAGAGAGAAGGAGGAGGAGGAGAGAAUCCAGCUGGAGAGAGAGAGACAGAAACGCAUGGAGACAGAGAUGCUAGAGACCACUCAGCUGUGCGAGAGAGAGACUCGUACCCGUCUGGAGAUGCACAGCCUGCAGGGAGCGCUAGAGAGAGAGAAGCUGGACAGAGCACGAGCUGAGCAAGAGGCCGCAGACACUAAAGAUUCCUUACUCAAGGCACGGGAGUCAUUACUGGCCCUGUCUUCCAGUCAUACCCAGCUCAAGAGGGAGCUGGCAGAAGGUCGAGAUGCCCUGGAGAAGAUGGCUACUUUAAAUGAAGCUCUGGCCAAGGACAAGAGAGAACUCAGUGUUCGUGCUCUGCAGCUGGAGACGGAGGUGGCAGAAGCCCAGGCCCAGAUCCAGGCAUGUGGCGCAGAGAUGGCAGGUCUGCGCAGAGAAGUGAAGACCUCGUCUCUAGAGGCCAACGAAUUAAGGGAACGAAGAGAGACGGAUCUGAAAACUCUGCAGCAGCUCCGAGACCGGGAGAGAGAGCUGGAGAAUGAGCUGGAGACUGAGAGGGAGGACAGAGAGAGGGAGGUGACUGCUCUCACAGAAGAGAAGAAGAAUAAUGAACAAAGGAUUGCAGAGUUAACUGAGCAGUGCAGCAUGAUGAUGAAGGAGUUGCAGAGUGUCCAGGCAGAACUGCUCAAAGCAGCAGAGCAGCAGAGAAGAGCUGAACGAGAGCGAGACGACCUAAUCAGAGAGAACCAGAGACUAGAGGACAUAGUGUGUUCACUGGAGAGAGAGGAGGAGGAACUCACACAGGUCAAAGAGGAACUCGGAGGUGUGGUAGCAUGCCUCCAAAAGCAGAUUGCUCAGGUUCAGGAACAGGCCUCAGGUCUGGAGAUGCAGUGCAGUCAUCUGCAAACACAGGUGGAAACGCUGACACAGACCAAAGAUGUCUUGCAAGGAGAGAUUCAGUGUCUACAGACCGACUUGGAGAGAGAGACAGCACAAAGAGAGUGGGAAAGAAAAGAAUCAACGGAGGAAAGAAGGAAGAGUGAAAGAGAUAUAGAAAACUGGCAGUCAGAAUGCAAGAGGAUUCAGAGAGAUGUUGAGCAAGAAUCACAGAAAAACAAAGUACAAGCAGAAGAGAGCAAAAUAGAGAGAGAAAGAUGGCAAAAAGAGAGAGAAGCUCUGAAUGCAGAACUUGGCCAGAAAGAUGGAGAAGUGGAGAUACUGAGGAACAAGAUUGAUCGUUUGUUAAAAGAAAAAGAAGAGCUUUCAGACAUCUUAGACAAAAGAAACACAGAACUUGAGAAACUACAAACGAAAUCAGCAGCAGAGCAGAAAACAGCUGAACUAAGACUGAGAGAAGCGUGUGAUGAGAUUGAGAGAUGGAAGGAGAGAGAAAAUGAGGUUCAGAGAGAGAAAGAAGAGUUAAAUCAGAAGUUUAUAGAAAGUGUGGAAAGAGAAAGUCAAAACCUCAAGAUCAUAGAGAGAGAGAAGUCAAAGAUGUCUGAUCUGCUGAAAAAUAAGGAGGAUGAAAUACGAAAGAGAGGAGAGGAUAUCGAAGAGUUAAAAUUUAAAGUCCAAUCACAUGAGAGAACAAUUGAGCGUCUGGAAAUAGAGUUACAAGAGAAAGAGACCUUGGAGAGUAGAUUAGAAGCCCUGGAGAAACACAACACUCAACUGAAAGAGAGAGAGAUGGAGAAAAUAAGAGAAAAUGAAACCAAACAAAACAAAAGAGAUGAGCAAGAGAGGGAGAAAGAUAUGCGGUGUAGAAGACAGUUAGAACAGAAAGAUGGAGACUUGAUAGAGCUCAAAAGCAGAAUUGAUGAACUGAUGAGAGAGAAAGAACAUAUCUCAUUACUCGUGGAAGAAAGAGAUAAAGAUGUUGAACAAUUACAAACUAUGUUGUCCACAGAAAAGAGAACUCUUGAACUGCGACUGAAAGAGGUGAAAGACAAUGUGGAGUGGUGGAAGAGACGAGCUGACAACAUAGAAAAAGUGAAGGAGAGCGUAAACCGGGUUGCUGAAAGAGAGAGGACAGAACUAAGAGAGCUUCUUAGAGAAAGAGAGGAAGAGGUACAAAAGAGAGAAGAGGACAUUGGUGAUCUCAAAGGUAGAAUUCAGUCAUUAGAGGUAAUCAUAGAGAAACUAGAGGCUGAUGUUGAGCAGAAGGACGAACAACUUAAACUUCUAAAGGAGCAAAACUCUAAGAUGAAAGAGAAGGAGAUGGAGAAACAAAAAGAGGUGGACAGAAAGCAACUGGAGCUUAAGGAACAGGAGAAACAACUGAAUAGAGAAUUAGAAGAUCUCAAUACCAAAAUGGAGGCAGUCAUUCGAGAAAAAGAGGAGACACUAGAAAGGGUGGAUGAGAGAGAUAGUGAGCUAAAAGAAUUACAAGCAAAACUUGUACAAGAACAGAAGAUGUUCGAACAGAAGCUCAAAGCAGAACACGAAGAGGUGAACAGGUGCAAAGCCAAGUUAAUUGAGAUGGAACGAGACCGGAUGAACUCAGAAGAAAGGGAAGAAGAGAGAAGGAAAAGACAGGAGAUUGAGGAAAGAGAUAGGGAGCAGAUACUGAGAGGAGAGCUCCUUCAGAAGGAGACAGAGUUGAGGCAGUUGAGACUGAAGAUUGAUGAACUGAACCAGGAGAAUGAGGAGGGCAGGAAAAUAAGAUUGGAGCAACAAGAAGACCUUGAACGCCAAACUGGCCUCCUACAAGACACAGAGGAGGCGGCACAGGCACUGAAGAAGAGUUUACAACAAAAAGAAAAAGAGGAAAGGGAUAGAGUCCACCGUGAGGAAGAAGCAAUGAAAAGGCUGAGAGAAAAGCUGCACGAAGCCGAGCAGAGGAAUCUUGAUGUUUCAAGCAGUCUACAGGAGACUGAAACGGCACUGGAGAAGGAAAAGCGUCAACAUCGAGAGAAAGAGGAGACACUUAUGGACUGUAAUCAAGAGCUACUAUUGGUCAGGCGUGAGCGAGAUCAAGAGAGGGAGACUGUUGAAGAUAUGAAGAAACUUAUAGGCGAACAGGGCAAAGAGGUGAAGACGCUGAAGGGAAAACUGGAUGAACGGUUAGGAGAGUUGGGAAGGUUGUCACAACUGCUGCAGGAGAGCCGAGGGGAAGCACAAGUGCUUGAAUCCAGGGUAGAGAACAGUGAAGAGGAGAAACAAAGAUUGAAGAGGUCUUUGAGUCAGAUUGAAGAUGAGAGGAGGCGUCUGGAGACCCAACUGAGAGAUGAAAAGAUGGUAGGGGAAAGGCUGAGAGCCAGGCUUGAGGAUCUGCAAAAAGGUCAGCAUAUCCUGAUGGAGGAGAAGACAGGACGCAUGGAAAAGCUUGGGGCCCGAGUACGAGAGCUGGAGGAGGAGAGAGACCAUCUCUCAGCAGAGCUUCGCAGGAAAGAGCGAGAGAUUGAGGCUCUGAGAGAUGAAACGCUUCGAGAGAGGCGAGACAAGGACAGGAUAAGCUCUUUGCUGAAUGAUGCAAAAGAAAGGAAAGAAGCACUGGCUGCCCAGGUGGAUACUUUACAAGAACAGUUGGUUAAUCUUUCAAGAACCAAAGAAGAAACCAGGUCAAAAAUCCAGGAACGAGAAGAGCAGAACCAGAAGAUGCGAGAGGGCCUGAUUGCAGGCCUUCAAGAGAUGGCGACUCUGAAGGAACUGCUAGAAGAGAGUCAUCGUGAGGGAGAGAGACUCCGGUCCAUGAUGCAGGAAAAGAAGGAUGAGUUGGUCCGAAGCAGAGAGGAAGGUGUUAGGGCAGCACAGAUUGAAGCCAAAGAUCUUCUACUCAAAGUCCAGAUGUUAGAGAAGCAAAAACAGGAGCUUAAGACUGCCCUUCACCUCCAAGAGGAACAUCUUAGAAAGAAAAAUGAGGAAGGUUUGCGAGAGAAGGAACAAAUGCAGCUAAGACAUGAGAAGCUAGAAGAAGAAUUGGCGACCAUGAAGAGCGUAGCAGAGCAGAGAGAGGCUGAGCUGACCAGAGCGAAGGCUAGAAUGGACAUCCUGGAAGAUCAGAGGACUGAACUCAGCUCUUUGGCAGCAGAAAGGACCAGAGAAGCAGAGGAACUGAGCAACAGAUUCAGAGAGCUGAGACAGGAAGUGGACAGACUGAGAGAGGACAGAAGAAGAGAGAGUAAAGACUGGGAGGAACUCAAACGAGAAAAUAAUGAGAAACAAGGUGUGUUAGAGGGAUUGGAGCUCCUCAGAAAAACAGUGAGUGAAAAGGAAAAGGAGAUAGAAUCGAUGAAAGAGAAAUAUGAAAAUGAGAAAAGAAAAAGUGAGAAAUUUCGGCAAGCGGAGGAUCAAAACAUAAGACAACUAGAAUUAUUGUCAGAGAGACUCGAGGACAAAGAAACUGAGCUGGAGAGUAUUCGAGAAAUGGCGUAUAAAGAACAGUCAGCAAAACUUCGAUUGCAAGAUGAAUUUGAAGAUGAGAAAAGAAAUACCAAGAUAUUGAGGGAAGAAAUAGAAACCUUAGAGAAAGAGAAACAAGAGCUUGAGACCAAAAUGGAAGAGGAUUUACGCAAUCUUAGAGAAUCUGAAAAGAAAAACAAUGGAAUGAAGAUGGAUAGUGGCCAUGGUACUCUAUCAGACUUCCUAAAAAUCAAUGCUGAAUAUCAGUUUCAUGACAAGUUGUUAGAGACAGACACACUUAGAAAGGACCUUACAAAAAAGGAACAGGAAAUCGAGAGAUUGAAGACCAAGGCUCAGACCCUACAGACUGAGAUCAACAGACUGCACUCCACAAUAAGAAAUGAGAACAUAAAAACUGGACCACCAGACACUCGGGACUGGGGAAGGCUAAAGGAACAAAUGUCCACUGUCCUUUUAGAAAAGGAGGAGAGGGACAGACUCCUCAGAGAGAAGGACGUUGAGGUAUAUGCUCUGAAAGAGCGAAUUGAAGAGCUGAGUAAAGACAGGGACCGUGUCAGGACGGCUCUAGAGAAAACUGAAUCCACGCUGAUUUACUAUAAGGAGAGGCUGGAACAGCAGGAGCAUAAGAGAAAGCAGGCAGGAGCUGAUACAUCACAGGAGAAAGAGCUUGAACCGAAGGCCCAGUCUGUAAAUGAAGUGGAGACAGACUUGGCAGUGCAGGGGCGUCUCUCGGCAAUGCAGCGGGCCGUGGCAGAACUGGAGGUGGAACAGAACCUUCUGCAGAAGAAAAACAAUCAUCUGGAGAGGAAGAUUGAGAGACUACGAACUGAGCGACAGCACCUGAGAGAGACGCUGACACAGGUUGAGCUGGAAAGGGGGAAACUGAGGCAUCAGCUGUCACAGACAGAAGCUGGAGUUCUGGCCCUGUCAGAUGGUACUGAAAAGGAAGAGCUUAAGCGUCUCAGAGUCCGAGCCAAUGAGCUGGAAGAACAGGUUCAUCAUCUUCGUCUCACGUUGGCCGUGGACCAUCAGCACAGGGCAGAGUUCAUAGACCGCUCUCUAAAGAACAGCCAGAGUCUGAUGUCCCUGAAACAAGAUCUGAACGAGUCUCUAGCUGCGGUGUCCCAGCGGCCCGUCCCCUCAGUGCUGGAGUCAGAGACACAGAGGCUGGACAGGAGCAUCAGAGAGGAAGAGCUCCGAUUGUCUCUCAGCCAAAGCUAAAGAAAUGAAACUCCUUGAUGUCUUAUGACUAUUAUAUAGUUCAUUUAACGCUAUAUUUUUUGCACUUAAUAUUAAGUCAUUUCUGGCUGCGAGCCUACGAUUUAUUUCACACUCAGGGUCUGAAAUUGUUUUACUGUUACUUUGCAUUUAAAAAAAAAAAGCAUUUCAAUAGGUUGGAAAUCAUUCUUAAAAUGCUAAUCCACUACAAAAUAUCUUAAGGCAUCUAUUUUAACUAUUGGCAAAGGUCAGGUUUACGUCUGUCAGAUAAUUUACAGAUAAUUUUACAGCUGAAAGCUUUGCAGCCGUGUUUACAAUACUUUUCAAAGCUAUUCUGUCAGUGUUAUGUGUGCAAUAUAAGCAAUCUGUUUAAUGAAAUGUAAUACUGUGGGUUAUUUUUUUAUCUUCAUUUUUUAAAUAAACUUGAUUCAAAAUCACAUUUUUGGAUAUUG